GCUAAGUUCGGCUGUUAUCAUACGAGACGCUAUAUUGUUGUUGAGGAACCAAAAUUGACGCUCUUCCCUGAAGAUUUUGAGAGAAUAUGGCUGAGGAGCAGUUAAAAGAAGUAAAUACCAAUCCCGCGUCGACAUCCCCAGUGACCAACGAACCAGAGAAGACUGCAAUGAAACCAAAUCCGCCAACACCGCUUUCAGCAUCAGCUGCCGGUGAAGGGCAGCAGACAGAGAAGGCGGUUCAGGCAGCGGCCUACAGCAUGCGACCGGCUUUUGGGGAAAUGUUUCCUCUGCCCAUUGUCAAGAACAUCAUGAACAGCGUUAUGACCGAGAAACUGAAAGACAAAAUAUACGACAAGGACGUGGCCAAGAUAUGGACGCUUGAGAUUGCCGAUGAAGUGAAUCAGAAAAUAGCCUCCAAUCCCAAGGUGAGGCGCUACAAGCAUGUGGUGCAGGUGAUGCUUGGCCAGGAGCUCGGUGCCGGGGGUUUCUAUAAUUCGCGCUGCUGCUGGGACUGCGACUGUGAUACCUCCGUCUCCGAGGUGUUCAGCAAUACCAGUAUAUUUUGUGUGUGCACUGUCUUUGGCACCUAUCAGUACUAAACGAGCACAAACGACCAGCAAGGACGACGCACCAGAACUGAUUAGGAUAAGAGAACAACCUUACUAUAUUUAUUCUUAGCACGGUGAGCGGCAGCAUAUUAUUUACAUUUAAAACUAGUCGGUUCUUGCAGAUUAGUAGGCACCAGGAAACAAGGGAACAACGACCCAACUUCACUUUCGAUACUCGACUCGACCUUCGUCUUGCAUCAUUGGAUGCGCACAUUCAAUGGAUUCAGUAUGCGGCCCGACAUUACAGCCACGUCCAGCUCUCGGUCGAUGAUGAAAAAAAGAAACGGAUGGUUCACAGAGAUCUGAAUGGGUUUCGUUUGAGCACCGUAGUUGCCUGAGAAGCAAAAAGGAAGUAGUUAUUGCACCUUUGUCUAUCUGCGCUACUGUUGGCGCAAUCGCCAUCGCAAUGGUAAUGCUGGAAUUGCAGUCCCAGUUUCAGGUGGGGCGAUGGCGAUGCGUUGCGCCUCAAUGCCUCCGUUCAGGUGUGCUGCAACUGCAACUGCAGACACAAGUACAAGUACUUACGCUUUAGUUGAUUGAUGGGAUGCGUACGAAUGUUUACGUCUAUGGAUUGCUCAAUGUGUCGCACAUAGACGCCUUUCUCAUCAGUCAUGGGUCGAAAAUCGGCGCGAUUAGGCUCGAAGACAUCACAGCUGUAACGAAAGAAAGUAAAAGUGCCAGCCAGUCUCAAGCAGCCCUAGCAAUCAGCUUACAUGCCCAUCUGCAACACAACCAAAGCAUAGAUUAAUCUCAAUAAAUCGACUUUUAUAUUAA
This is a messenger RNA of Drosophila miranda, 1382 nucleotides long. Its product is annotated as tctex1 domain-containing protein 2. Bases 87 to 599 code for a protein of 170 amino acids. The transcript is spliced from 2 exons. The record is from RefSeq and is a predicted model, not a curated record. Gene Ontology annotation, cellular component: cytoplasmic dynein complex; cytoplasm. Gene Ontology annotation, molecular function: dynein intermediate chain binding. NCBI's taxonomy places the organism in Eukaryota, Metazoa, Arthropoda, Insecta, Diptera, Drosophilidae. Gene Ontology annotation, biological process: microtubule-based movement.